Molecule: messenger RNA, 3941 nt
Organism: Halichondria panicea
Lineage: Eukaryota; Metazoa; Porifera; Demospongiae; Suberitida; Halichondriidae
Exons: 12
Coding region: 1-1455 (484 amino acids)
Source: RefSeq, a predicted model, not a curated record
AUGUCCCUAUGUGCUUCACUCCACAUCUUUGGGAGAAGAGUGCACCGACUAACCUGGCACAACGGUAAAAUCCCAGAAAAUGAGAUAUGGGUCAAGCUUGGAGGGGACAAGGGAGGAGGGAGUUUUAAAAUGACCUUCCAAAUCGUUAACGUCGACCACCCAAAUUCCCCUAUCAACACCUGUGCGUUUGAAGCUCCUGACAACGCAACCAACCUCAAGAUAGCACUACAGCGCUUCCAGGACCAGGACGAGAUCGACAACCUGCACAACAAAACGUGGAGAGGAAAGAAUAUUCGAGUGUUUCUCAGCGGAGACUAUGAGUUCCUGUGCAACAUAUUUGGCUUGUCAGGUGCUGCAGCAUCCGAUCAGCUGAGGACACCACCCACCACAGUUGCAAGUAGAAAUAUAGGCAGCUUGUUGCAGGACCACCACAACUUCAUUGCCGCCGGUGGGAUACCAAGCAGAGUUUGCCCACCAGGGCUACAUAUAAGUUUGGGAAUAUUCUACCGCCUCUUCCAACUUCUAGAGGACGAGUGUCAUCAACUUGACAGGGCUGUAAGAGACGAACGAGAUAGUCGCGAGAAGGGUGGUCCCACAUACGCUAACUAUAUGGAUGACUUUGCUCGAGCCAGGACCCUCAGGGAUGAGCUAGACAGAGCAAAUGAUGAAGUGGCUCAACUCAACGAACUGGUCGCCUUGCUUGUGGUGUUCGCCGAGGGUGAGGAGGAGGAUGAUCCUGAGUUGCGAGCCCUCCGCUCUGAGAUUGAGAAGAAAGCUCGGCAGGCAAAGAAACUAGACACUGAGUGCGGCAAACUGGAUGCUGUGAUCGCAAAGGGCUUCAAACGAAAGGAUGGUCCCUUUGUCAGAACCCUAGAUGCUGCUCUGGAGGGUUUCAAUGUGAGAAGGCAGUCCUACUAUGGUGGAACAUUCGUGGGAAACCAUGUUCACCUAACGCUUGAGCCUGACAACAUACAUCAGCUAUGUAACUCAGUAGUGGUGGAGGCAAGAAAGUAUACCCCUACCAUUAACCAGAGAGCUGAGAAGAUACAGAGGACGUUUUCUGUGGUGUUAAAUCUCUUCAGUAAGUGCCACAACAUUUACAACCAGAAUGCCGUCACAGAGGAGGACAUUGCGUCCCUAGGUCUGAACAUCUCAAGUUUCAUGACGUUCUAUCGGGAGCAUUUUCCUUAUGCGACGGUAACACCGAAGAUGCACAUGCUGGAGAAACACGUGGUCAACUGGCUUGAUGAGUGGCAGGUGGGAAUAGGGCUCAUGGGAGAGCAAGGGGCAGAGAGUAUCCAUGCCUACUUCAACAACCUAAAGAUAACGUACCGGAGUAUCCCGAAUGGUGUUGAAAGGCUUCGAUGCAUGAUGAAGAAACACUUCGUCCACAUCGCACCAUCCACCGUCGCAUGCAGACCUCCACCUAAGAAGAGACAAAAGAAGAGCUUAUGAUUUAUUUUUUUAUUUGUUAAUGUUAACUGUACUGUAUGAUAAACAAUAAAAAGUGUCAUUUUAAAAUGGUUUUAACUCGCUGAAAAGAAAAAAGUACAGUACGAUGCAGCUAUCAAUACAUACCUGAGAGCUUCCUUUAUAAUGUACUGGUUGUUACUUGUCUUUAGAAACGCUUUUGUUGACAGAAGUGCUUCUCUACUGGAGACGCCAUACAACCUUGCCCAAAACCAUGUACUGAACAAGCAACUACAACACGUGCUAAGAUAGCCUGAUUUUUAUGAAACUACCAUCAAUGGAAAGUACAGAGUCUGUACUUCCUGCAUAGCCACAUUUUACACAUACUUGGGAACUCCCCUUCCCAUGGGGAUACUGAUACUCCUAAGACCGGACCCAUUUCUACUGGCUUGUGGUUUUGAAGGAAUGUUUAUCUUGUCAUAAUCAUGUAGUACAUCCUGAUAAACUAAGUGGUGAAAUUUCAUUGUUGUGAAACAGCGGUGUAACCUAGGUGGCCAAGAACUACGAUCCGUGCCAGUAUAAUCAGCUUUUUCACCGAAGGUCUCUGUCUUUAAACAGCGGUAACAUGCACGAUAUGCUUGGUGACCUACAAAUCCUGAUACUUCUGGAAUAUCACAGGAAAUGCGUGGCUCUGACAAUCACAUGUACUUCUGAGGCGACUUUCAUUGGUACACCUGUCCACAACUCCUUCAGUCAACGGUUGUAAAUAAGUAUUCACAUUUUUCUUGGGUUCUUUAGGUCCAGGCAUUAUGCCAACAAGGAUAACAUUGUCAGUGAUGUAUGCGUAUGUAGUAUGCUUAAACGGUUGAAGUCAACGCCAAGUUAUAAGGGAGCAAAAGAAAUGGUCUACCUUGGGGGUUUAGGAACUCAUUCCAAACCCUACCAUCAUACACAUCCGUUAGAGUACCAGGUGUCAUGUGGCGAUUUCUAAAUAGGCGUGAGAAGAGAUUUUGUAGGGAGCAAACGAGACUUUGGUAACAGAACAUUUGUCGAGGGUAUAGCUUUGUAGUGAGUGUACAGUAAUAAGAAUACAGGAGACGGCGUGGUGUCCUAAUUAAAAAUAUCACAUGAAAAGCAUUGAAGAUUCCAUUGGCUAAAUUGAUGCUGAUAUGCGGGAUGGGCUACUUAGUCACUAACCUACUGCUAGAUCAACACUACGUUUGACCAAGUCCACUUCCCUCAAUUCCCGAGCACGCCAACGACAUGCUCUCCAACCGCUUGACCUCAAUGAAAGAGCUGGAAGAGGAUAUCAACCAGGGAUGCUUCUUCAAGAUCAAGAUCCUGUCUCUGAAUCAGAUUAUGAUCUUGAAAAUGUUGGAUCUACUCCUAGGAAUAGUUCAAUUUCAUCAAGGAGUCAUGUUGGUCAAGGAGUCAUGUUGGGGCCGGGAUGAUACAACUCCUCGAUCAAGCCAACCUAGAAGAAUUAGACGUAGUUCAUUACUACAAGAACAACAAGGUCUUCUACAUGAAGUAAUCAAAACCCAAAAAUCACUUGAAACAAAGACAUCGUUGCUGGAAAGAAGUUGUUGGACCUUGAGAAAAAGCCAGUUUGUUCAACAUCUCCCUCGAGUAGUAGUGAAGGCGCAAAACAAAAACGAAAGAGUCACUAGUGAAUUAUCUACAAAGGUAUCCACUCUGUAUGCAAGUCUCCAAAUAAAAUACAAUACCUCAGAAAGGUAAGGUAUUUUUUACCUAGUAUGAAUUCUUAAAAUUAGAUUGACAUCACCCACCAAUCAACGGAUUUUGUUAGAAAUUGUACAGGAAAUUUUAAAGCAGCCUGAUUGCAAGUAAAGGUUGGUUUGUUUUGAGCUUUGAAGUUGAAUGUUCUCUAAAUCAAUUUAUUAGUUGCCGCAAAGAGACAGUCAGCAUAUAUGGAGGAACAAGCAAGAAAACGGAAAUAUAGAUCUCGUCGUGAAAGAGUAAGCUUUCAGUUAUAUAAUUUAAUAUUGUUGUGGUAAUUGUCUGAGUACUUAUAAACCGUCUCAUAAUUACAGUGCAUCUAGUAUUGUAUUAUAAGUACAUAAUUAUAAUAUAGUAUUGCAAAGGUGUAUUGCAAAAAUAAGUAAUCCUUUAAUUGUGCGAGGUAGUGUCGCGACUCCAAGAGAGAUCGAUAAAUACUUGAACAUCCUGUAUAUGACUGAGGAGUCCGACGACUCAGAUAACCCAAAUGGGCUCAAACUUCAGUGGAGGUCUAAAAAUGAGUUUCUCAUCCUUGUUGGUGAAUUCAUGGAGAAAAGGCUGGAAAAAAGUAUAGUGCCAAAUCCAGGUCUCGAAAGUGCGGAAAGUUGGAAAUCCUUCUGGCACCUUCCAAUGCACCAGUAUGGGCAGAGCUUAGAGCCUGCAGUUGGAGAAUCACUUGAAGAUAACCAACUGUGAACCUUCAACCUACAAACUGAACUCGAACUUGUUUGCUAAAAUUUAUUUUAAUCAUUCCAUUUUUGGCAUUCAUGAAAUUCAUUUACAGCAGUUUA